AUGUGUUUCUUCUGUUUACGCGAAUCUCACUUGAUUCACUGCCCGGCAAAUCUUCGUAACCUCAGGGCGCAAAGAUCAAGAUUUCGGCCAGAGUUGAACACGGACUCGGUGGAAACACUUGUUGAAAUGUUUCAGGCCGAAGAGAAGCUUCAGAGCAGGCAUACCCCAAUCAUUGUAUCGUCUUCCUUGAGUGGUCUAGGCCCCUCCAUAGUGGCAUUCUAA
Messenger RNA from Pochonia chlamydosporia 170, 222 nucleotides. RefSeq lists its product as hypothetical. The record is from RefSeq and is a predicted model, not a curated record. The coding region runs from base 1 to 222 and encodes 73 amino acids. The transcript has a single exon. NCBI's taxonomy places the organism in Eukaryota, Fungi, Ascomycota, Sordariomycetes, Hypocreales, Clavicipitaceae.